This is a messenger RNA of Fundulus heteroclitus (mummichog), 4829 nucleotides long. RefSeq names its product furin (paired basic amino acid cleaving enzyme) a (gene furina). Gene Ontology annotation, biological process: peptide hormone processing. Gene Ontology annotation, molecular function: serine-type endopeptidase activity. Lineage: Eukaryota; Metazoa; Chordata; Actinopteri; Cyprinodontiformes; Fundulidae. Gene Ontology annotation, cellular component: Golgi membrane; trans-Golgi network. The record is from RefSeq and is a predicted model, not a curated record.
GUAUUUGGUGAUUACUAUCACUUCCGGCAUCGCAGAGUGGUGAAGAGAUCGCUGUCAGAUCACAGAGGGACACAAGUCCGUCUGGAAAGAGACCCGAAGGUAACUUGGGCAGAGCAGCAGGUGUCCAAAAAGAGGAAAAAGAGGGAUACCGCUACAGAAUUUGUAGAUCCCAAGUUCAGAGACCAGUGGUACCUGAACAACAACAACCACCGGGACUUGAACGCCAAAGCUGCGUGGCAUUUGGGCUACACGGGUCAAGGAGUGGUGGUGUCCAUCCUGGACGAUGGAAUAGAGAAGAACCAUCCCGACCUGUCGCAGAACUAUGACCCGGAAGCUAGUUACGACGUGAAUGACGCUGAUCCUGAUCCUACGCCUCGGUACACACAGCUUAAUGACAACAGGCAUGGAACCCGAUGUGCAGGAGAGGUGGCGGCGGUGGCCAACAACGGGGUCUGCGGGGUCGGUGUGGCCUACAAUGCAAAGAUCGGAGGUGUGCGUAUGCUGGACGGAGAGGUGACUGACAUGGUGGAGGCCCAGUCUCUCAGUCUGAACCCCCAACAUAUCGACAUCUACAGCGCCAGCUGGGGCCCAGAGGACGAUGGCAAAACAGUCGAUGGACCCGCCAAACUGGCCAAGGACGCCUUUCUCCGAGGAGUCACAGAGGGUCGUGGAGGUUUGGGCUCCAUAUUCGUGUGGGCCUCUGGGAACGGAGGAAGGGAGAAGGACAGCUGCAACUGCGACGGCUACACCAACAGCAUCUACACGCUGUCCAUCAGCAGCACCACGCAGAACGGCAACGUCCCCUGGUACAGCGAGGCCUGCUCCUCCACCCUCGCCACCACCUACAGCUCGGGGAACAUCAAUGAGAAACAGAUUAUAACAACAGACCUCAAAUCCAAAUGUACCGACUCCCACACCGGCACCUCUGCCUCCGCCCCGCUGGCUGCUGGGAUCAUCGCUCUCGCCCUGGAAGCCAAUAAACACCUCACCUGGAGGGACAUGCAACAUCUGGUUGUGCAGACCUCUCGCCCCGCCCACCUGCUCACGAACGACUGGACCGUCAAUGGAGUUGGACGCAGAGUCAGUCACUCGUACGGAUACGGUCUGCUCGAUGCCGGAGCGAUCGUAUCACUGGCGAAGACGUGGACGAACGUGGGGCCGCAGAGGAAGUGCGUGAUCUCCAUUCUCAGAGAGCCCAGGAACAUUGGCAGCCGUCUGGUGAUCGACAGGAACGUGGAUGCCUGCUUUGGCUCCGACAGCCACGUGACUUCAUUAGAGCACGUCCAGGCCCAGCUCACCCUGACCUACAACCGCAGGGGGAACCUGGCCAUCCACCUCGUCAGUCCUGCCGGCACGCGCUCCACCCUGCUCCACCCGAGGCCUCACGACUACUCGUCGGAGGGUUUCAAUGACUGGGCCUUCAUGACCACCCACUCCUGGGACGAGAACCCCAGCGGGGUGUGGAGGCUGGAGAUCGAGAACGUUGCCGACGAAAAAGACUACGGCACCCUGACCCAGUUCACCCUGGUGCUGUACGGCACAAGCUCGCCGUCUUCUAAGUCCUCUGAACAGUCCCAGUCCAGCAGUGACAACUGCAAGACUUUGGACCUGAGCAUGGAUUGCAUCGAGUGCAACCCUGGCCACUACCUCUUUCAGCAGGGCUGUGUGAGAGAAUGCCCCGCGGGCUUCGCGGUGGGCUCCCAGCCCCUCAACUACACGGUGGGGAACUACGUCUUGCCAGCUUCCGUCCUGACCUGCCUGCCCUGCCCGCCGCCCUGCGUCACCUGCAGCAGCCUCGGCCCCAUGUUCUGCCUGUCCUGCCCCGAUCACAGCUCCCUGGACCCGGGCACCGGCACCUGCCUGCGCCUCAACCACUCCAUGCGCGAGUCCCCCGGCGGCUUCAUGGUGGACCCGGAGGACCAGAAGCCCCCGCUUGAGAACGGCUCCCAGCUGCCCAUCACCGUGGCCGUGCUCAGCUGCGUGGCCAUCAUCGCCACCUUCGCCGGCAUCUUCCUGCUGCUGCAGCUGCGCUCCGGCGCGCUCAUCAAGCUGCCGUCCCUGGAGGCCGGCGGCGGCGGCGGCGGCUUCAGCCUGCGGGGGAGCAGGGUGGUGUCGUACCGCGGCAUCCCGACGGUGUGGGGGGACGACGGGCUGGACACUGACUCGGAGAACGAGUUUGACGUCCACAACGAGAGGACUGCCUUUAUCAAAACACAAAGUGCUCUUUAAUGCCUUCAUAAGUCCCUCCUGCUCUACUUUUUAAAUUCCUCUCGUCUCCAUCUCUCUGACACUUUCGGGGCUGUCCCCUCGCAGUCUCUUCCGCUCAUAAACCCAGUUAAUUUGAUCCGUUCUAUCUUCGUCAGAUCCUCAUUUUUCUUUUAGGAGCCGGCCCCCUCGCCCGGUUUGCGGGAGCCGUGAUGGGAAGCUGCUGUUUUUGAACGCUGGGGGACGGCCUGAGCUUUUUGCUCGCUGCACACUUGGGUGAAUUUCUGUCUAAGCGUCUCCUUCCUCCAAACCUCGAAUCACUGACAGCAUCUGUUGGUGCAGAGUUCAUUCUCCCCUCCAGCUCCUUUUUGUUACAGUAAACAGAUUCGUGCCGUUUACUGUAUCUGCCAGCGUCUCCCCUACCUUUCCUCCCAAUAGUCUCAGUGCAGUAGCCAGAUGAGAUUCCUGAGUGAUAGAACAUCUGAUGAUUUUUAGUGUGCGUUUCUGAAUGAACGAGACUACUUAACGAUGGGUGUCGAGAUCUGACGAGCAGAGCGGAGCGUCGUUCCCUUAAUGAAGACGUCGAAGUGCUAACCGAUGGCCAAAUUACCUAAAAAAUAAAAUGACCCAAAUGUUCCUAAUGAGGCACUGAAAAAUAUUUGUUCUCUCCACAUUGUCAUUUGUUGACAUCAGGAUUUAAAAUCACGUUUUAGCUGGGAGCCACAUUUUUUUUUUCAAGUGCGUUCAGUCAAAAGCAUAACCAGCAAUAGCAAAAAAAAUAAAAAAUAAAAUGGAAAUUUAAUAGUUUGAAAUGACACAGUAAAAUGAACGCGAUACAAGAUGGAAAAAAAAAAGAAGCUUUGCCAUCAUUUUAGAUUUUCUGACUUGGUAAACUGCAUUUUCAGGACAAAAAAAAUGCCAAGAAAAUGAAAGAUAAACGUCUCCUGCUCCCAGCCGUAGAUGUUUAAUGCCUGCAUCAGAUGGUGAAAGGUGAAGCAUCCGAGGCGCGGCGGCGCAUGUGUGAGCCCCUCCAAGCAGCUGGCAGGUGUUGACUCGCCGGUGAUUGAUUCCUCGACACAGCCGCCGCAGUAACAAUACGUCAAGUCUCUCCCCCCCCCCUGCUGUCAGAACGCAUCAGCCCCACAAACACCAGCCUUGUGUCUUAAUGGCUGGAUGUGGGGUUGGAGCGCGUACGUGCCGUAGGAUGUGAAGCAUCGCCUGACUCACCUGGCCUCUGAGGUGGUGGUUUAGGUUUUUUUUUUUUCACACUCUCAGCUCGCCUCCUCAAAUCUUAGGUAUUGAUUAAAAUCCCACGUCGACGCUCCUCAGCUCAUCAGUGUCUCUACACUCAUCCUCCAAUCAGAGAUUUGAAUAAUCAAGCCGGCAUACUUGGAAAUCAUCCUCCAAAUGAUACUACAGCAAAGAGGUUUUAUUAGUAUAAUUUUAUUUUUAAGUGGUGACAGUUUUUUUUUCCCCCUCCUUUCUGGGCUGUAAUCAUAUGAAAUAAGCAUCUCAUUGUUUAAUCCAUGAUGGCAAUUUUUGAUUCCUCUGAUUUUUUUUUUGUUGCAUUUUCUUCCUUCCUCUUUGUUUAAAUUUCUGCACAGAAAGCGCUGAUGCUUGCUGGGAGAGGUCUGCAGAUGAUGCUGCGCAUAGAAAACUGCAGCUGCUCAUCCUUUUUAUCUACCUCUCAUAUCCCACAGCAAGGCUUCAUGCACACUUUGAGGAGCUCUUAAUUACGGAGGUGAAUUUAAAUGUGGGUUAGGCACGCAUAUCUUCUCUGUGGUGAUUUGGGUGAAGGGGUGUGUGUGUGUGCGCGCGGGGGCCAAAUUCAUGGUUUAGAAGGGAAAGAGUGAAAGUAAAUCAGAGACUGUCACCUCCACUUCCCUGGAAAGUCAUCUUGUCUCUCUUUAAAUGUAAUGCCUUUAAGGAUCAGCAUCAUCCGCGGUCACACCUGGGCGUGAAAGCCGGUUACCGAGAUUAAACGGGUGAAAGAAACGUUCUCGGAUGAAAAUGGCUGGCAUUCACGUGCUAAAUCAACCUAAAACCAAUAGGGGCGUUUUUUGCUCUCCAUCUCUAAUGGGGCGUCUCCUCCUGGAGUUCAGACCCUUUUUGUUGUGUUUUUUUUUUUUUUUUUUCCCCUCCUCUGUUUAUGUCACUGACAAUCAGUUUCCUCGUCUUGAGGGCAAGAAGGUGCAAAGGCACACAAACAAAUCGAUUUUAGCUUGUAAUUGAACCACUGGUGUUUGCGAAGCCUUCACGGGUGUUUUUGGAAAAGGCAACAGUUGGUAAAGGGUAAAGCCGAGGGAUGCAGGGAUAUUCGUACGGAUGCCGUCACGCGCCGUUAAAAUCCCUUCAGACGGCCCAGAGGUGAAGGCGCAGCACGUUUGCUGGUUUCUGGACCGGAAGGGGACCCGGGCAUGUGUUUUUGCAGUUGUGAGCUUUAUGUGAUGUACGUCAGUGCCUACCGCCGUACGAGCUUUGCUUGGUCCCCGCUGAGCUCCGGCCUCCAGUCCCAGAAUCCUAUCGGCUCCCCCCCCCCCCUCGGCUUUGUGCAAACCCCCGAUAACGGGCAGCGAAGCGGCAUCCAGUUAAAAUCCGAAUGUUAAAGAAUUAUAAUGAAAAAA